UUCUAGCUUCUGCUUACUCCUCUGGAAUAUUCACUCUCUCUCCUGGAGCCCGGUGUUUGUGGAAGCCAUGAGUGGGGUGUUUAUGAAAAAGCUGGAAGCUUUGUGAGCACACGCCACAUGUCUAGGAGCAAGAAUGUUCAGCACUGCCAAGGACAGGCACUGGUAAGGGGGCACCAUGCCCUUCCCUUCCACGGUCUCUUGGUUAUUUCUUUCCUAAGACCCACAUUUAUAGAACAGUCAUGUUAGCCAGUAGGUGGGUCAGUUUGUAGUUUAUGACAAAUGGCAUGCUUUGUGGAUAUCUGUCAAAAUCUAGCAGCAAACUUUCAUAAUUGUGAAACAUAUUUACAGUAUAUUGUAUUUCUAGCUGUCUCUGGAGGGUCUGAACAAUCUACAUAGGCUUCUGGGCAGUUUCCUUGUGCAGCAGAGCACUGUGUGAUGUGUACUGCCAGCAAGAAUCAAACCAUUUCUCCACACAGCUGUCCAAGACACUCACAUGCUCUUCUUGGCUUCCGUGUUCUGACAGUCCAGGCAGUUAGCAAAUCUGUAACUGUGGUCUGCCUCAUGGGCUGAGCUCCCCGUCGGUACUUAGAGAUGUGGGUAAUCCUGGUGUUUCUUCUGAGCUGAAAAUGCAGUGUUGUGCAGAAGAAACACCACACCAACAGACCAUACAAACAGUAAGCUUCGCACACAAGCUUCUAGUGUAACCAAGCAACUGACACAUUAGACAGACUUUGCCAUCGGCGUGCAUUCUCGGGGAACUUAGGUCAGUGCCUAAAAUAACCCUGCUAAUUGUGAGGGGCACAUGUGGGAUGAAAUUCCAGUUAGCAGUCUGGGAGCUGAGUGACUGAGCAUUUGAAACCUUACUGUCAUUACAGUUCACUGCAAGCCUCUAAAGCAGUUAGGCCCACAGCUCUUGGCCUGUCCAGGUACGGAAAGAAAGUCAUGUGUGUAUAUUAUAUUCUCUGUUUGUAAAGCUGGUUAACCGGUGACAGCCGGUUGAAAACCAAAUCGACUUGAGUCACCCGAUCUGGGCUUUCUCUCUGCUGCUUUUUGCUUGUUGUAUGGUGGAGUAAUUGCAGAGUGGAUGGCUUGGCCAAAGGACAGGAAACUGCAGCAACCUGUUUAGGACACUGCCACACACCGGACUUCUUCAUUCAGGAUAUUUGCGAGGAUAUUUCCGACCACGUGGAGCAGAUCCAUGCCCUCCUUGAGACGGAGUUCUCCCUGAAGCUGCUGUCCUACUCGGUCAAUGUCAUCGUAGACAUCCACGCAGUGCAGCUGCUCUGGCACCAGCUCCGCGUAUCCGUGCUGGUCCUCCGGGAGCGCAUCCUACAAGGUCUGCAGGACGCCAAUGGCAACUACACCAGGCAGACUGACAUUCUGCAAGCAUUCUCUGAAGAAACAACAGAGGGCCGGCUUGACUCCCUCACAGAAGUGGACGACUCUGGGCAGUUAACUAUCAAAUGCUCUCAGAAUUAUUUGUCUCUGGAUUGUGGUAUUACUGCCUUUGAACUUUCUGACUACAGUCCAAGUGAGGAUCUGCUUGGUGGCCUGGGCGACAUGACCACUAGCCAGGCCAAAACUAAAUCGUUUGACUCUUGGAGUUACAGCGAGAUGGAAAAGGAAUUUCCCGAGCUCAUCCGAAGCGUUGGGCUGCUUACAGUGGCCACUGAGCCUGUCCCUUCCAGCUGUGGAGCAGCCAAUGAGGACUCAUCUCAAGUGAUCCUUUCAGAGGACCACAGAGGUGGACAUGAGGAAGAUGGCGCUCUUGAACCUGGAGAGCAGCUGGGCUCAACACUGGAGACGUCUUCCUUAGGGGACACACUGACAAACGCUGCUGAACACCCUCCGGAGACAGCAAACCAAGACUCUACUUCCUCUCCGCAGCUUGGUGCGAAAAAAUCCCAGCCUGGUCCUUGUGAAAUGAUGACUCCCAAGAGAUCCAUCCGCGAUUGCUUUAAUUAUAACGAGGACUCUCCCACGCAGCCCACAUUGCCCAAAAGAGGGCUAUUUCUAAAAGAAACUCUUAAGAACGAGCGGAGAGGCAGUGAUGGGAAGGGGAGGGUGGUUGACCUGAAGCCUGAGCUGAGCAGAAGCACCCCGUCCCUGGUGGAACCCCCUGACAGAUCGAAGCUCUGCCUAGUGUUGCAGUCUUCCUACCCCAGCAGCCCUUCUGCCGCCAGCCAGUCCUAUGAGUGUUUGCACAAGGUGGGGAUCGGCAAUCUUGAAAACAUAGUCAGAAGUCACAUUAAAGAAAUUUCUUCCAGUUUGGGAAGGCUUACUGACUGCCAUAAAGAGAAACCGCGACUGAAAAAGCCUCACAAGACCUUGGCCGAGGUGUCCCUGUGCAAAAUACCUAAACGGGGAACUGGUUCAGGAAAGCAAUCCGAGAAUACCAGGAGCUCAGUCGUGCCGACCAUGGUGUCUCCUGGAGCUCCGAAAGCCACGGCGAGACCAGCAACAGAUUCUGCGUCUACAACCUCAGGUGACACGUGCCAUCAGAGAAAUCGGGGUGGAAAAUUGCCAGCGCAGUCGAAGGCCUCCAGCUCAUCCCCUUGUAGUCACAGCAGUGAGUCCUCUCUUGGCUCAGACAACAUCAAAUCCCCACUUCCUCUCCUUUCAAAAAGCCAAAAAGGCUCCCCACCCGCUCCAUGUCACGCCACACAGAACGGUCAGGUGGUGGAGGCCUGGUACGGCUCUGAUGAAUACCUAGCGCUGCCAUCUCACCUCAAACAAACGGAGGUGUUAGCUCUGAAACUGGAGAACCUAACCAAGCUUCUACCCCAGAAACCCAGAGGAGAGACUAUCCAGGAUAUUGAUGACUGGGAACUGUCUGAGAUGAAUUCAGACUCUGAAAUCUAUCCAACGUACCAUAUCAAGAAAAAACACACAAGGCUAGGCACCGUCUCUCCGAGCUCAUCCAGCGACAUAGCCUCAUCUCUCGGGGAGAGCAUUGAAUCUGGGCCCCUGAGUGACAUUCUUUCUGAUGAGGACUUAUGUAUGCCCCUCUCCGGCAUGAAAAAGUUCACUGAUGAGAAAUCAGAGAGACCUUCAUCCUCUGAGAAGAAUGAGAGCCAUUCUGCUACAAAAUCAGCCUUAAUUCAGAAACUAAUGAAAGAUAUUCAGCACCAAGAUAACUAUGAAGCCAUCUGGGAAAGAAUUGAGGGGUUUGUGAACAAGCUGGACGAAUUCAUUCAGUGGCUAAACGAAGCCAUGGAGACCACGGAGAACUGGACUCCGCCUAAAGCCGAGACCGACAGCCUCCGGCUGUACCUGGAGACACACUUGAGCUUUAAGUUGAACGUAGACAGUCACUGUGCCCUCAAGGAAGCCGUGGAGGAAGAAGGACACCAACUUCUUGAGCUCAUUGCGUCUCACAAAGCAGAAGGACUGAAGGACAUGCUGAAGAUGAUUGCAAGUCAAUGGAAGGAGCUGCAGAGGCAAAUCAAACGGCAACACAGCUGGAUUCUCAGAGCCCUGGACACCAUCAAAGCCGAGAUACUGGCUACUGAUGUGUCUGUGGAGGACGAGGAGGGGACGGGGAGCCCCAAGGCUGAGGCUCAGCUCUGCUACCUGGAAGCUCAGAGAGACGCUGUGGAGCAGAUGUCCCUCAAGCUGUACAGCGAGCAGUAUACCAGUGGUAGCAAGAGGAAAGAAGAGUUUGCCGACAUGUCGAAAGCGCAUUCGGUGGGAAGCAAUGGGCUUCUGGACUUUGAUUCAGAAUAUCAGGAGCUCUGGGAUUGGCUGAUUGACAUGGAGUCCCUUGUGAUGGACAGCCACGACCUGAUGAUGUCAGAGGAGCAGCAGCAGCAUCUUUACAAGCGCUACAGCGUGGAAAUGUCCAUCAGGCACCUGAAAAAGACAGAGCUACUUAGCAAGGUUGAAGCUUUGAAGAAAGGUGGCCUUUCACUACCAAAUGAUAUCCUGGAAAAAGUGGAUUCAAUUAAUGAAAAAUGGGAGCUGCUUGGGAAAACCCUAAGAGAGAAGAUACAGGACACAAUGGCAGGCCACAGUGGGUCGGGCCCACGUGACCUGCUCUCUCCUGAAAGCGGAAGCCUGGUAAGGCAGCUGGAGGUCAGGAUCAAAGAGCUGAAAAGGUGGCUAAGAGAUACAGAGCUUUUCAUCUUCAAUUCCUGUCUGAGACAAGAGAAGGAAGGAACGAGCGCCGAGAAACAACUCCAAUACUUUAAGUCGCUCUGUCAUGAGAUCAAGCAGCGGCGUAGAGGAGUGGCCUCCAUUCUGAGGUUGUGCCAGCACCUUCUGGAUGACCGGGACACUUGUAAUCUGAACGCAGAUCACCAGCCCAUGCAGCUGAUCAUUGUAAACCUUGAAAGAAGGUGGGAAGCCAUCGUCAUGCAAGCUGUCCAGUGGCAAACACGGUUACGAAAGAAGAUGGGAAAAGAAUCUGAGACUCUGAAUGUGAUUGACCCUGGCUUGAUGGACCUGAAUGGAAUGAGUGAGGAUGCCCUGGAAUGGGAUGAGACAGACAUAAGUAACAAACUCAUUAGUGUGCAUGAAGAAUCCAACGACCUUGAUCAAGACCUGGAGCCUAUGGUCCCAACAGUGAAACUUGAAGAGACACACCACAAGGACUCCGGUUAUGAAGAGGAGGCAGGUGACUGUGGAGGGUCCCAGUAUACCUCAAAUAUCACUGCCCCUUCCAGCCCACACAUUUACCAAGUGUACAGUCUCCACAAUGUUGAGUUCCACGAGGACAGCCACACUCAGUUUCUAAAAAGCAGCCCCAAGUUCACAGGCACAGUGCAGCCCACUGUUUUAACUAAGAGCCUCAGUAAAGAUUCUUCAUUUUCAUCCACAAAAUCGUUACCAGACCUUUUAGGGGGUUCCAGCUUGGUGAGGCCUUACUCGUGUCAGAGUGGAGACUUGAGCCAGAAUUCAGGCAGUGAGAGUGGAAUUGUCAGCGAAGGAGACAAUGAGAUGCCAACCAACUCCGACAUGAGCUUGUUCAGUAUGGUCGAUGGGUCCCCGAGUAACCCUGAAACACAACAUCUGGACCCACAAAUGGGAGACGCAGCCAAUGUGCUGGAGCAAAAAUUUAAAGAUGAGGGGGAGUGCAUUAAGCUUUCAAGUGUCUCUCAGGCAUCUGUCUCACCAGUGGGUUGUGUAAAUGGGAAAGCUGGGGACUUAAACAGUAUUACCAAACACACCACUGAUUGUUUGGGAGACGAAUUACAAGGAAAACAUGAGGUGUUUACAUUUUAUGACUACUCGUACCUCCAAGGCUCAAAACUCAAAUUCCCAAUGAUAAUGAAACAGCCGCAGAGUGAGAAGGCACAUUUGGAGGAUCCCCUUCUUCGUGGUUUCUAUUUUGAUAAAAAGUCCUGCAAACCUAAACAUCAGACUUCUGAGUCACAACCAGACGCGCCCCUCCAUGAAAAGAUCUUGGCAAGUGCCCCCCACGAGAUGGGUCGAAGCUCAUACAAAAGUAGCGACAUAGAGAAGGCACUCACGGGCAUCCAGAAUGCCCGACAGCUCUCCCUUUUAUCUCGUAGCUCAUCUGUAGAGUCCCUUUCCCCAGGGGGUGAUUUGUUUGGAUUGGGAAUCUUUAAAAAUGGCAGUGACAGCCUCCAGCGAAGCACUUCUUUAGAAAGUUGGUUGACAUCCUAUAAGAGCAACGAGGAUCUUUUUAGCUGUCACAGCUCUGGGGACAUAAGUGUGAGCAGUGGCUCGGUUGGUGAGCUGAGCAAGAGGACAUUAGAUCUUUUGAAUCGUCUGGAGAACAUACAGAGCCCCUCAGAGCAAAAGAUCAAGCGGAGUGUUUCAGAUAUCACUCUGCAAAGCAGUUCCCAAAAGAUGUCCUUCAGUGGCCAGAUGUCACUGGAUGUCGCAUCCUCUAUCAAUGAAGACUCGCCGGCAUCUCUUACCGAACUGAGUAGCAGCGAUGAGCUCUCUCUUUGCUCGGAGGACAUUGUGUUACACAAAAACAAGGUCCCAGAGUCCAACGCAUCAUUCAGGAAGCGCCUGAAUCGCUCGGUGGCUGAUGAGAGCGACGUCAAUGUCAGCAUGAUUGUCAACGUCUCCUGCACCUCUGCUUGCACUGAUGACGAAGACGACAGCGACCUCCUCUCCAGCUCCACUCUCACCUUGACGGAAGAAGAGCUGUGUCUCAAAGAUGAGGAUGACGACUCCAGUAUCGCAACGGAUGAUGAAAUUUAUGAGGAAAGCAACCUGAUGUCUGGGCUGGACUACAUCAAGAACGAACUGCAGACGUGGAUAAGACCCAAACUUUCCUUGUCGAGAGAAAAGAAACGGCCCAGUGUCACUGAUGAAAUAAAGGUCAAUAAAGAUGGAGGAAGUACCGAGAGGGCCAAUCCCUCGGACACCCUGGACAUUGAGGCCCUUCUAAAUUGCUCCAUAAAACGUCUCUCUGAAAACAAUGGGAAUGGCAAGAACCCACCCAGAACUCAUGACUUAGGAACCAAAGGUGAAAAUAAGAAAAAUACGUACGACGUUACUAAAGAUCCACAUGUGGCCGACAUGGAAAAUGGCAAUGUUGAAAGUACUCCAGAGAGAGAAAAGGAGAAGCCAGAGAUCCCAGAGGCAUCAGCGAACCUUGCUUCAAAUGUGAAAAAGAUUUCUGAAUCCAAGCACGACGAGUAUGAAGCAUUAAUGGAUGGUUCUGAUGAUUCAAGUGUCACUGGGAAGGAAUUUGGUCCCCCAAAUGAUAGGCAUCCUCCACAGAUUGGUGCCGAUCCCCAGCAUCCUGAAAGGGGUGACUGCACAUCAGUCCAGAACUCUUGCUCAGGACUACUGUUGGAAACCGGUGGCGGAAGCAGACAAGAUAGUGAUGGACUCAAAUCUUUGUCUAAUGAUGCACCAAGUGUGGCUAGAAACGCUGCUGGUUGCUGCCUACUCGAACAAAAUGAGACAGAGGAAAGUGCUUCUAUCAGCAGCAGCACUUCCUGUUGCAACUGCAAGCCAGAUGUUUUCCAUCAGAAAGAUGAUGAAGAUUGUUCGGUACAUGACUUUGUUAAGGAAAUCAUUGACAUGGCAUCAACAGCCCUCAAAAGUAAAUCACAACCUGAGAGUGAGGUGGCCGCUCCCACGUCACUGACCCAAAUUAAGGAGAAAGUGUUAGAGCAUUCGCAUCGGCCCAUACACCUGAGGAAGGGAGAUUUUUACUCCUACCUAUCUCUUUCGUCCCAUGACAGUGACUGUGGGGAGGUCACCAAUUACAUAGAUGAGAAGAGCAACACCCCAUUGCCACCAGACACCGUGGACUCUGGCUUAGAUGACAAGGAAGACGUGGACUGCUUCUUUGAAGCUUGUGUUGAGGACGAGCCUGCUGAUGAGGAAGCCCGUCUCUCCAGUGCCCUUCCAAAUGAAUCAGAAGUCCAGGAUGAAGCUGCUAAGCCAGAACAAAUGACAGCCAGCUCUUCUGUGUUCCGUGAUGAGACAGACACGGUGCCUCUUUCAGGACUUUCCCCUCAGAAGGGAGCUGAUGAUGCAAAGGAAGGAGAUGGUGCGUCCCACACUUCCCAGGGCUGUGUGGAGAGCGCAGAGCCUACCACCCCCCCAGGAAAGGCCAAGAGAGAGGGGAGUUCAAGAAAGCAAAGUGUAUCAGGAACGCCAGAAGAAAACGCUGCUUCAGCCAAACCGAAAAUUCAAGCUUUCUCUUUGAAUGCAAAACAGCCAAAAGGCAAGGCUGCACUGUAUCCCAGCCCCCAAACUUUAACCUGCAAAGAGAAGCUCGUAAGCUUUCAUGAAGAUCGACAUAGUAACAUGCAUAGGUAGAAUGUAAUGCCCCCAAGCAUGGAACUCAUCUCAUUGAAAGAUAGCCUGGCUGAAGCUCGGGGCUGGCCUGACCCACCCUGGGCUGGUCUUGGGUUCCAUCCUGUUAUCAUCACUGCCUCCUGCCACGUUGACUUCCUGAAGACGAACCUUCCUUCUGAAUGCGGUCUGUCCACGUGGGCCUCCCGAUAUGGAUGUGUGCAUUGCUCCUCUUAGGUGAUCGUCUUAGUUCCUCAAAGCUGCUUGUUCUCCCGUGGAUUCCUGUCCCAAGCUACCUCUGGCAACCCUCUCUCCAGCAAGACUUCUAUUUUCCCUCUCUCCUCCCUCCUCCUUUUAAAGCUCUGCAGUUCACCAAAUUGAUGGUCCAUUAAACCCACUGUCUGGAAUGACACCCCUCCCAUCGGUACUUGACCAAUUUUAUGUUUUGCUCUGAAAUUUUUCAUGAUAUUAUGCCUAUGUUUAUUGAAAGAGAUUUACCUAAAAAGCCAUCCCUUGAUUUGAUUGUAGUAUAGAAGAGACACAUUGAUCCUUAUGACAAAAUUAAGUGAUGUUUUGAAAGUGCCAUUUUAAUUAUUUCUUUUUAAUAAUAAUCUAUGCAGCACUUCAAGAAACAACUAUAACAGUGUUGUAUAAACUGGUACAUUCUACUAUUAAGUUUGUUUUUGGUUUCUAUGCUUCUUGAGGUGGUAAUGAGAAAAAUGUUUGUUUUUUUUUUUAAACGGUGUGCCUUGCUGUAUUUCUUAUACCAUUUAUUAAAAAGCUGCUUUUGUGGUAAUAUUAUGUUGGUUUGAAAGGAGGAAAUAGCAAGGUUAAGAUGCGUGAAUAAUUUCUGUAUAUAUGUAUAAGCUAAUACAAACACUGAUGUAUGACAGUAUAAAAUGCUUUCAUGUUUGUGAUGUCCAGUGAUGUGGAGAAUAUAAGCCUUAAACCCGUUCGAUUGCAUGGUAAUUAAAAUUGGCAUAAUAAAAAUAGCUUAUUGGGGGAAAGGAAAAUUAAUGAUCUCUUCUACCUGUGUUCUUUACCAAAUUCUUGCAUCUGGUUCUAGAAAAGAAAAAAGAAUCAAACUCCAUAUAUUAGCUUCCAAAAUAUCCAUAUUGCACAGAAGGCUUACAUUGCUUAGACUACAGACUAGGCCUGAAGCCUUCAUAAUUUUCAAAAAUCUUUCUGUUUCACUAUAAACAUCCUGAAAUAGCAAAGGUUUAAAGGCCAUUUCCAUCAACAAUGUUUUAUUCUAAAUGUUUUUAUUUCUACUUGCUAAUGGUUUAAUAAUAGUUGUAUUUGGAGAUCUCUUACAUGACCUAAUUUAUUUUAAAUAUUUGAAUGGUUUUGGUGGAUGGUAUAGAAAAUUUGAUUAUUAUUUUAUUUAAACUAUAGAUUUCAGGUAUAUUUAUUUUGUUAAGAAAAAUCAACAGAGGAAUAUUCCAUUUGGUCUUUUUUUUUUUUUGACUUGAAGAAUUCAGCUUUUAAUUUAUAUCAUAACUCCUACUAAAGUGCCUGACACACAGUAGGUAUUUCAUAGAGUUUCCUGAAUUUGAGUAUUGAGUGGGGUUUUACAUAUAUAUAUUUAUAUAUGUUUCCUGCAUUAAAACUAGAAAAAGACGUGCAAAGUGAAGCACAUCUAUAAUCACACAUUUAUAAUCAGAUUUCCAAAAGCCAAUAGAACAUGACAGACAUAUGUAGCCACCGAAAUGACAAUCAUUCAUUCAAUAGAUUACUCAUUAGCAUCUUUUGCCUGCAAGUCACUAUUCUAUAUUCAGGGAGAGCAGCUAUGAACGAUGCACUGCCUUUGGAGGUUUAUCUAUGUUUGAGACAGAGUGACUGACCACACAGACGUGUGUGCCAUAACGUCCCACAGAUGAGGAAGAAAGCAAGUGUAGAGAAAGAGUCACAACGAGAGAGACAGCGGUGAGAGGCUGGGGCAAAGAGAAAGGCUAUGGGAGAAGAGGGGUUAGCAGGGCUUCACUACAUGUGUGAAAAGAGAGAAAGCCAAAUAGAGAGACCUGCAAGAUGUUUACAGAGCUGACAUGGAGCGUUUGUGUGCUGUGUAGUAGGUAUAGGAGACCCAGUAGCUUGUGCGGGGCUUUAUUUUAUCCCACAAUUGGAACUUUACUGGCGUCCUCCCAGGAACACUUAAAUAAUUUUGCGUGGAUUUUGCCCCUUCUAAUCUUUGCUGCACAUAUUUUUAAAUGGAUGGCUCAUUCUAGGCUUUUGGGUAUGUAGUGACUUCUUCCAACGGAGUCUUAGAGAGACAUCUAGUUAUAGUGUUUAUGAGGAUCACAAAGGGGAGAUGUUAGACAUAACUAUGUUGUAGGGGGAAAGAAAGGGGAAAUUAGCUAGAUUUAAGGCAAUGACAGAGUGCACAGGGAUCGUAGCCUGAAAUACAGAGAAAGACAGAUCUUAGAGCCCUGAAAAGUAUUUGAACAUUUUUGGACCUCUGUUAGGAUAUGGCAUUAUUUUAUAUACUGAGACAACCUGAAUUUCUCUUAGUAAGUAAUGUCAAGUCUAAGUCUAUUGAAAAGACAUUCAAAAAAUUAAUGGACCAUGCUGGACUAUUUGCCUCUUUUGUACUCAUGAAGACUUAGAAUUUGAAAAUAUUUAUUAGUUAUCUGCUUAACACUAACACCAAGUUGAUCAGGUUGACUCUUGAGUUUAUUGAUGCCUUUUCCAGCCAGAAGAGAUGGAAGAGCCUCAGUCUCAUACCCUGUGUAGACACUAACUUCCCAUCUGCAUUUGAAAACAGCUCAUUUGGUUUGUAUUGAUUUGAUCAACACUAUCUACGCAUGUCCCAUGACAAUUGUUUGUUAUUUGUUAAGGCAAAGUAUCCCUCUUAUGGGCAUGUGUUUCUGUUAGAAUGUGCUCUCUUAGGUUGCUAAAUAAAGUCCACAGGGUACCCCUCCCCUUUUAGUUUGGUGUAUUGGUCCUAUGCCUGUGCUGCAGAGAGGCCCUUAGAAGAUUCCUGGUCCCUCUGUCUCAUGGCCGCCCUUCAGGUAAUUGAGAACAGUUACUCUCUUUCACAGGCAGUUCCUCCAACUGCCCUUCAUAUAUCAUGACUUCAGAUCCAUUUCAACCUGACUGAAUGUUAAACAGGCAGAACCCUUGAUGUCAAGGGACUGUCUUCAUCCUACAUGUAGAGAGGUGUGUGGACACUUAAGUGAUAAGUUUUCUCAAAAAUAUAUUCAAGAUAUAUGUUUAUUCUACUAUUGUAAAUUUCAAUAAAUAAACAAAUAAACAAGUGAAUAAAAUAAGAAUCCAUGACUUCCUUCUGUGGUCCAGGCUAGUGCUGGAGUCAUCUUGAAUCUUUUCCUUAUGUUGGAUUCAAACCCAACAUUUCCAUGGAAAACAGAUCUGCCUUUCCUAUCAUUCACCCACUAAUUUAUUCAAUCAUUCAAACAUUCAUAGAGUAGCCACUAGUGUGUGGCAUAGCAUUGUCUCACCUACACAAAGACAACUGAAGCAUAUGUGCUUAGAAGUUUCUCUCUGAUCAUACCCUUGAAGAUAAUAAUUAUGACAUUUCCCCCCAGAUUAAUUUUCCCCAGACCCACUUACUUUGCCUCUUAUCUAUAUGUCUACACUAUCAAAAAUCAGGUGAGCAAAUUGAUAUGUCCUAUGGUCUGGAUGAAACUGUGAGAAGAAGUGAAGUGGCUUAGUAUUUUUCAGAUAUUUUGUUUGUUUGUUUGUUUGUUAUUCAACAAAUCUGCAAACAAGAUAGCAGUCUGAAUCUGGGGCCUGUGACAGCCCAGGUUUGAUUAUCUUGUUGCUUGGUUCACUCGACUUGGCUUUUCACCAUAAUAGCUGAGAAGAGAGUGGGUGCAAAUGUCAAACAGUGAGGUGAGCCAGCUGGCUUUCACAGGGAGAGCUGUGCUCUCUUCUGAAUGAAACAGAAAUACCUGAGGUUCCUUAGAGUAACUAACCCCCGAGUAUCAGCACUUGUGAAGUAGAACUUGGACCACCAAAACACCUCUUUUCAGAUACACAUAGCACAUAGCUUUCCACAUUUUUAUUUUGGUAAUUUUAGACUUAUGGAAAAGCCAAGUGGAACAAGAACAAUGUCUCUGCACACUUCGCUUAGAUACAUUUACUUUUGGAAUUUGUAUCUCUCUUUCUGUCCAUGUCACACCACAUGACACUCACACACACACACACACACACACACACACACACACACACACACACAGACAUGCACAUACACGUGUGUGCACACACACUACCUUCUUGUAUGAUUGUACCAUUAAAAAUUCAUUUUCUGCGUACAACACUUCAUUUAUAAAGAUGAGCUACUAUGACAAGGAGCAAAGGCAUUUUCUACAAGUCUGUAAUACUUUACGAUAAUACGUAGUAAUCCUUAUUACAGUUUCUCUACUUUUUUUUUCUUUUACAUCCAAAUUUAAUUUGUAUCAGAUUCUGUGACACUUUUCUUUUUUUUUUUUUUUUUUUACAGUUUCUCUACUUUAAGAUAUGCUUUGUGUGUGUGUGUGUGUGUGUGUGUGUGUGUGUGUGUGUGUGUGCCUUUACCUUCAACCUAGUGCCCAAAUAAUGACCAGAUAGGUGUUUUAGCUUUGUAUCUUCUUGAUCUGAAACAGGUUUUUCAUUCUCUUAUUCCCCUUUUGGUCCUCACUGUAUUGACAUUUCUGAAGAGUUCAGAUCAGUUUUGUAGAAUGAGUCAUAACUUGGAUAAGUCCUGUUAUCUUCUCGUUGUAAAUCUCAGGAUGAGCUGGUUUUGUGACUAUAGCUUAUGAGUGAUGGUGUGUUCAGAUCAUGGAUGGAGUGGGAGUGGAUCACCUACAUUCUUGCUUCACAUUUUUCUUUUGUUUUCUCAGGCAGAGGUCAGCAGAUCAUGGCCCGUGGGCCUGAUUUAACCCCCUGCCUAUUUGCGUUUGUCCUGGGAAUUAAGAAUGACGUUUACUUUUUUAUGGGGCUGAAAAACAAUAAAAAGAAUGUUUUUGUGAAAAGUGAAAGUGACAAGAAAUGAAAAUGUUUGUGUCAGUGACUAAAGCCUUCUUGGAACACAACCACACACUUGUUUACACUAGAUUUGCACUAGAACUGCAGUUACUUAGCAUAGUAUGUCUGAGAUGUUUUCAUAUAUGACCCAUGGGAAACUCCCUUCUGAUCUCUGAUCUAUGGAAUUAUAACACCUGAUGCCAUUCUCUAAGAGGCCAAUAGACUGCAAAGUCAAUGGGACAUAGAACAUGCAAGCUUCUCUUUCUAGUUUUUUUCACAUUGUCAGUUUCAGUUCCAUGAAGAGAUCCAUUGACAUUCUUUUCUUUUUUGUUUUUUGUUUUUCGAGACAGGGUUUCUCUGUGUAGCCCUGGCUGUCCUGGAACUCACUUUUGUAGACCAGGCUGGCCUCAAACUCGGAAAUCCGCCUGCCUUUGCCUCCCAAGUGCUGGGAUUAAAGGCGUGCGCCACCACCACCUAGCUCCAUUGACAUUCUUAAGUCACAGUAUACUGUUAUUUUCUAAGACAGAGGUCAGCCAACAAUAGCCAUGGACCAAAUAGAUCUUUACUUUCGACUUGUAAUUUUAGAAAAACAUAAAGUGUACUUUGUUUUAUAAACAAAAAGAUUGUUCUACAUCAUUAACCUAAGGAUUUGAAUUUAGUUAGUUACAGAUUGGAUAUUACUGAUUGAUUUGGAAUUUAGUCAGUUACAAAUUGGAUAUUUAGUGCAACCAAGACCACAAGAAAAAUUGGUGCACCAUAAACUCAGUGUACCAAUAAAUUGAGACCUUUUCUCUAAAGCAGUGUUAAGCCAGGCUAUUUCACUAUCAUGAUUAUUUAUCUAUUUGUUUUUCAACCCAAACAUUCACACACACACACACACACACACACACACACACACACACACACACACACACAUUUUCAUUUCCUGGUCAUAUAUAAAAAGUUUCAUAAGCCAAGGAAAUAGCCAUCCAUUUGAGAUCCUGUUGUGGUUGUGGGUAGACACUCUCAUUGAGUAGAAGAGUUCAAUGAAAUUAGUCCUGUAGUUCAUCCACUGAUUUGAUGCAGGCAGCUCUGUCACAUGUACAGCAAGAUAAUGGUCAAGCAAACCAUACAGAUGCUUCUUUUAAAACAGCUACAUGCUUUCCACACAGCAAUUACUUCUGCAUUUGAGACUUGCCACCCAUUUGCUUGUCCCAAGGAAAAUGAUAUGAUAUACAUAGAUCAGGUCCAUGAUAGGUUUCUUGAGCAAUGGCAUGCUGAUUAAUAAUGCCUGGAGACCAUCUGACUCUCCCUUAUGGACUCCCACCAAAGCAGAAAGUAUGCAGUUUGUUCCUCCCUGUGCUUUGAAGUUAAUCAGAGUUUGCAUAAUGCAACCUUCCUUCAGUCCUUUUCCAGGCAGCAUGCAUGCAAAACUUGGAUGGUGUCCACACAUGUGAGAUUGUUUUAGUUCGGUAUGACUGUUACGAGAAAAUAGUUUACUCUGGGAAAUUUGUAAACAAGAAUAUUUGUAGCAAGACAAUCUGGAAGCUGAGAAGACCAAGAUUGGGGCAACAGAAGAUUCAGUGUCUGGUGAGAUCCUUUGCUCUGCUUCAUUGAUGGGUGUUCUCUGUGCUUCCUCACAGCGAGGGGUGCUGAACAAGCCCCCCCCCCCCCAGCCUUCUAUGGGCAGUUAUCUCCUUCACAACUUACUCACCUUCCAAAGACUUGUAUUAGUUCUGUUGCACUGGGGACUAGGCUUGAACAUGCAAAUUUAGAGAUACAGACAUUGAAAACACAGCACAGGCAUUUGCAGGCAUUGGGGCAAUUGUCAAUAAGCAGUUUCCAGUGAAGAGUCUACUUGGCUCUCUUCUUGCCACGCAAGAAAGGGAACAACAGAGUUGAUUAGAGUGAUAUGGUUUUAAAGGCAGUUUAAGAACAUUCUAAUUUGUUUUUUAAAGUUCUUUUUAAAGUUUUGUAUGUUAUGAUUGAUUAACAACCUUGUAACAUCAUAUUUAAGACACACUAAAUAGGAGAUGCCCCAAAGCACAGAGAAUGAGCCCUAUGCAAAACACUGUCUGAGCAGCCCCAGUUUAUCUACAACCGUGAGGAAUUUGAGCUGUGGGGAGUAAGCUCUUCAGAAAAAAAAAAAAACAAACAAACAAACAAAAAAAACCCCACAGCAUUAAAAGCAGAGAUGUGAAGCAUUGUGAAACUUGGACUUCAUCACCCCGAGAAAUGGCCAGUCCAGGCCGUCUGGUCUCGGAAACCUUGCCCAGCGUGAACGUUGGAGGCAGAAGAUGAUAAAGAUGUCCCAGGUGUGCCCAGAGUCCCACACAUCUCACCAGCUAAGCUUCUGAGCUCAUCAGCUCCCUACUGUGCAGCUUUCCUUCAUUCAUGUAGCUUGGGGAAGUUUGACUGGAAGCCUCAGGAAUAAAUUUGGAUAUUUUUCCAUAUCAUAAGGACAUGCAACAAUACGGCUUAUUAAUUUAGUGCAAAUGAGUAAUAUAGUCUAAUCUAAACUGUGUUAAAAUUUUAAAAACUCUUCUUUGUAUUCUAUCUACCAUUUAAAACAAAACACCAUAAACAAAUGGGGGGUAUUAUAGAUGUAAAGUGUUAUUCAGCAAGAUUUAUUCAAGGUCUUAAAUGAUUCAGGCAUUAAGAACAUAAAAAUACUCAAAAUCCUCUGUAAACCCCAUAUUCCCUAACCGCUGGUUUAUAAAAACAUCUGGGGCUAUAGAAUUCGUCUGGUUCUUCUAGUUGACCGUGUUACUUUAAACUAAGUCAGAAAGUUGAAGCAAAUCAUUCCUUUCGUGUGUAUUUCCUGGCAAACGCGUGUCAUUUAUUUUAAAGAAUCUCCGAAUAAAAAGCCAAAUUGCUGGAA
This is a messenger RNA of Mus musculus (house mouse), 15553 nucleotides long. It is a transcript of the gene Akap6, whose product is annotated as A kinase anchor protein 6. Gene Ontology annotation, cellular component: protein-containing complex; sarcoplasmic reticulum; nuclear envelope. Bases 1561 to 7755 code for a protein of 2064 amino acids. Gene Ontology annotation, biological process: regulation of membrane repolarization; positive regulation of cation transmembrane transport; cellular response to cAMP. Lineage: Eukaryota; Metazoa; Chordata; Mammalia; Rodentia; Muridae. The record is from RefSeq and is a predicted model, not a curated record. The transcript has 13 exons. Gene Ontology annotation, molecular function: protein kinase A binding; transmembrane transporter binding.